AUGAAACUGAAGCAUGGGUCAUUUCUGUGGUACCUCUAUCUGGAUAAACUCUACUGCUUGCUGUCUGUGAGAAAUGUGAGGGCCUUGAUGGAAUAUUUUCACCUUCUUGACGUGCACCGUAACAACACCUUGAAUGAUGUGCUGUUCUACCACCUUCUCCAUCAUGUGACGGACUUGAAACGGACACAGAUCAUGACUAUCUUCAACAUGCUAGAUUGGAAUGCUAUCGGUGAGAUUGGUUUUGACCAGUUCUACAUGCUGGUUUGCAUCCUGCUGGCACAGGAGAACCACCUAGAGGAACAGUUCAUCUUCCGCCAUUCCCGCCCUGUGUUUGAGCUGCUGGACCUAGAUGGGGACCGGAGAGUUGGUGUCAACAACUUCAACAUGUACAGCUUUCUCUUCAAUAUCAAUAAACAGGAAAUCAGAGAGCUCUACCACGACUUUGACAUCACAGGGGACCGUCGCCUUAAUUACAAGGAAUUUAAGCUGUUUACUAUCUUCUCCAUGGACAAAUACCAGAAAAGGCAAAAAGCAGAAGGGAAAAAUAAAAAAAAUGAGGAAAUUGAGAACCUAUCCAGCAGGAGGACCAAGAUUCAAAUUCAAGGCCUAUCAUCAGGUGCCUGUGGUUGA
Condylura cristata (star-nosed mole) is the source of this 630-nucleotide messenger RNA. It is a transcript of the gene EFCAB9, whose product is annotated as EF-hand calcium binding domain 9. The transcript is spliced from 5 exons. Gene Ontology annotation, biological process: flagellated sperm motility; sperm capacitation. Bases 1 to 630 code for a protein of 209 amino acids. Gene Ontology annotation, molecular function: calcium ion sensor activity. Gene Ontology annotation, cellular component: cytoplasm; sperm principal piece. The record is from RefSeq and is a predicted model, not a curated record. Lineage: Eukaryota; Metazoa; Chordata; Mammalia; Eulipotyphla; Talpidae.